AGCUGUAUGAACUCAUUCCUUCGCCAGAUAAGUGUCGGUCUUGUUGAGUACAAGCACACGCUGUGUUUAGGACUAAUCUCAAAAGUUGGUUUCGAUAUAGUGCAAUGCAUGUCUAGUCAUCGACGAAAUGAAACGUGUUUGCUUGAUACUGUUCCUUUGUUUAGGACAAACUAUUUCUGAAUUGUUCCAAAAUGGCGAUUUUGAGAGUCAUCAGUUUCAUGGAAACUGGCAGUGUAACUCGUGCCAGCUGUCCCUAACGACUGACCACGUGGUUGGACACCACAGUGGAAUGGUAACACAUCGUCAACAUACCUGGGCAGGACUUUACUAUGACGUCAGCGUGUCAACGGGCAAAACAUACGUGAUCAAAGGCUUCAUAAAGCUGCAGAAUAAAGUCGCAGGAUCUAUGUAUCAAACAGUUCACGUGAUGAUAAAGGGCACCGACUUACAUGGUAAUACCCAUUACCAAACGGUCAGUGAGGACAGGCACGUUCAGCAGGAGUUCGAAUGGACGGAGAUCGGAGGGGAUUUUAUCAUUACGAAUCAAGGAAUGACCAACAUAAGAAUAUAUCUUCAAGUAGAAAACAAAGAUACUAACUACCUUGUGGAUGGUAUGAGCCUUACGGAGCUUCCUGUCGACUCGCAGUGGAAAUCUAAAGCUAAUGCCAGGAUAGAAGCAAACAGAAAAUCCAAUAUGGACAUAAGAAUUAUCAAUGGACAUGGAGCGGACACAUCACAUCUACAAAUAGAGUUGAACCAAACAAAGAGUGCGUUUGCAUUCGGUACCGCUAUCAACGCCGAUGCUAUUCAUGACCCAGCGCAAAAAGGUUAUCAGGAUUUCUUCUAUAACAACUUUGAAUGGGCCGUUUUGGAAAAUGCACUCAAAUGGAGAUUGAUGGAAUGGACGCAAGGACAUGCUAACUUUGAUAGACCCAUGGCAGCCAUCAAUGCAAUGAUUUCUAAAGGCAUUAAGGUCAGAGGUCACAACAUGUACUGGUCUGUGGACAAAAGUGUUCCGAAGUGGCUAUCGACCAUGAAUUCACAACAACUUCUGCAGGCGAUGCACACACAUCUUAACGAUAUGAUAUCACACACUAGAGGGAAGUUGGAACACUGGGACGUAAACAAUGAGGAUAUACAUGGUAACUACUUUGCACGACAUCUUACGAACCCAAACAUUACACAGGAUAUGUUUAACUGGUUGCACCAGGCGGAACCUGGUGUGAAAUUAUUUCUCAACGAAUUUAAUGUCGUGAGUUCCAGAUACUCAACAACGGCAUAUAAAGAACAUGCUAGGCGAUUUAACGAAGCAAGCGUGCCGAUAUAUGGUGCAGGGAUCCAAAGUCACUUUGACAAUUCCCACCAAGACAUGACGACGGUUCAGUAUCGUUUAAAUAAGGUAGCGGAAACUGGAUUACCACUUUGGAUUACAGAGCUGACUGUCGAAGAUCACAACGAAACACAGAAAGCAGACAAACUAGAAGAUCUUCUUACUCUGUACUUAAGUCACCCACUGGUAGAGGGCGUGCUACUCUGGGGGUAUUCUGAUAUGCACGUUUACUCUCAGGGGAUCGCGUUAACGCACGGUCCCAGUUGCACGCCAAAUGCAGCAGGGUUGAGGUACCAGCAGCUGUACCGGAAAUGGCGAACACACAAGACAACCAAUCUCCACAACCAGACGAUUCGAGGAUUUAAAGGUGACUAUACCCUCAAGGUCAAGUCACAUGGACAGACAAUUGAAACGCAUACCUUCACACUCACCGACUCAACGAAGACGUUAUCUGUCCAUCUGUCCGGAAAUGGGGCCAAUGCUCACUCCAACACUAUUAUAACAUAGACAACAGUAAAAUAAAAUGUCUGGUGGAGAGACUCGUUCAUUUCAGUAACGGUACUCACGUUAAUUUUUGUUGAAAUGGAAUAAAUUUUGCAUCAAAAAUA
Molecule: messenger RNA, 1938 nt
Organism: Mizuhopecten yessoensis (Yesso scallop)
Lineage: Eukaryota; Metazoa; Mollusca; Bivalvia; Pectinida; Pectinidae
Product: anti-sigma-I factor RsgI6-like
Exons: 13
Coding region: 128-1837 (569 amino acids)
Biological process (GO): carbohydrate metabolic process
Molecular function (GO): hydrolase activity, hydrolyzing O-glycosyl compounds
Source: RefSeq, a predicted model, not a curated record